CCCAGCUCCCCAAGCCACUCCUCAAAGGGCAAGGUUUCCAGAGCAGAGAAAUUCUACUCACUUUCAAGAAUAUGCACUCUGUGUGAUGAUAUAUAAACAUGACUACAGCUGCCAGAGAGCUUUGCAAACAGGAAGUGGCCUUCACACAACUUCCUUCUGAAAACCCAAGUGCCGGGUUGCUGUGAAAGCUGCUUAUUAUAGUGCUUACUUGAUCUCCCAGCAGAAGAGAGAUCACUCUGUCUCCCAUCCAAGGAUGAGUUGCCUGUGAAUAGGAUAUGAUUUCACAAGUGCUGAAGGCCACAGAGAACCUCUUUAGGAAAUCGUAAGAGCUUCAUUUGAUCCCCGAUUUAAAACUAUCUCAGAGAGACAAAAAGAGAUGCGGCAUCUGGGCUCAAGAUGGCAUUUCCAGUGCAGGCUGACCUCCCGGCCCUUCUGAUUUCUUAGAGGAAUUGUACGUGUCCAGACAUGCCUGUGAAUUUGGAAGAAUCUAGGCAGAGUUCCUGCUGGGGACUGUGCGGAAAGAUGGCAGCUGCAGAACCACUGACUGCUUUCUCCCGCUGGUACCUUUAUGCCAUUCAUGGUUACUUCUGUGAGGUGAUGUUCACAGCUGCGUGGGAGUUUGUAGUCAAUUUCAACUGGAAGUUCCCAGGUGUCACGAGUGUAUGGGCCCUUUUCAUCUAUGGAACAUCCAUCUUAAUUGUAGAAAAGAUGUAUCUGUACCUGAAGGACAAAUGUAACAUAGUCCUGCGCUGCCUAAUUUAUACCUUGUGGACGUAUGUAUGGGAAUUCACCACUGGCUUCAUCCUGCGCCAGUUCAAUGCUUGCCCUUGGGACUAUUCACAGUUUGACUUGAACUUCAUGGGCCUCAUAACUCUGGAGUAUGCUAUUCCAUGGUUCUGUGCGGCAAUUAUCAUGGAACAGCUAGUAAUCAGGAACACCCUGCGUUUGCGUUUUGAUGAGAAUGCUGAACCUGGGGAACCCAUUGCUGCUGUAACUUUGGCCAAUGGCCAUGUGAAAACUAAUUGAAAGGUGACUUGAAGCUGUGCUGUGACUAAGUGAACUUUCCUCACCCCUCUGUUGAAGACUUGUGAUGACGGCCUCAAAAACAAAACAAAACACCUCCUUCCAAUAUGAUAAACAAACCUCCUGGAUUUGGAGGUAUGCAUGAAAAAGUGGAAUCAGUAGGUUUUCUAUGGAUUUUACUCUUUUUUCCCUUUAAACAACAAGUAGCAUGGUCAGCUACCUGUUGGAUAGAUAGGUUUGACUUGUAACUUACUGUGAAAACAGUCCUGUUCCCUGCAUUUUACUGCAUAGGGGUUGGGGAAUAAGACAAAUGCUAGUCAGCUUUGUACAAAUAACAAGUUAAUGGAUUGGCACAGACACCCCUGUUAAUGUAGAGAUUUGGCUUCUAUUCCGUUUGGCAAUAUUCAGGUGCUUGCUUGCAACCAAUACCUCCCAUGGGACCUGAGAUGCUGCAGGGUCAAGGAAAAACCAACAGCUGCUGAGACAGCCCAACAGUGGCAGCCUACUGGGGAGAUAGAAUUUGCCCUCUUGUGUGCUUCUCCUGAGGCUUUUUUUUAAGUUGCACCAUAGCAUAUGGUAUUAUGGUGCUGGACAGUUUGUUGGAUUUAUAUAAAAAAGAUUACUUUUUGAACCAUCUAUUGUGAUGCUCACUCAAGAGCCUAUCCUCCCAUUCUCAUACAUACAUACAUACAUACAUACACAAACACACAUACACAUAUAUUUAAAUAAAGGUCUCUUUUGCUGGAUGAAUGAUUGCAUUCCUGCACAAGUUGCAUUUUGGCCAAGUAGUCAAAAGUGGGAGAGAAACAUGGCUGAAGUCUUCCCUUCCUUACUCCUCAUAGUGGAACUCAACAGACGGCUCCUUCAGGUCUGAUCCUUGCAACUCUGAAAGUAAGUGUUCUCAUCACCAGGCUCCUCUCUGCCCCCCAACCUCCAGCCAGGCAAUGUUAUGUCACUUGAUGAUGCCAUUGUGGCAAUAGAAGUGGAACUGACCAGCCGUGGUGUUGACAUCACCAGCCCUCCUUGGGAUUUGGAAUCCUAUUGAACAGACUAUUGAGUGCUUGUGCAUAUUUUAGUUUUUGCUGAGUUUUCUCUGCACCCCACCUGCUGUACUCAGUGUCCUAAUCACAGUAUUAAUGGUGCAGCAAUUAAUCCCCUCCUUCAUUAGGUUAUUGAUGAGUAGCUGCUGAUGGUAUCCCAUUGCUUCAGACUGAGGAGCACUGAGUGGUUAUUUAUUCUCCAAGAUCUUCCAGAUUGUGAACAGUGCCUGCAAGUUUUCUAGAAACUGAGGCAAAUGUGGAUUUCCCACAGAGACAUGCAUUUCAGAGGUUUUGCAAGAAGUAGCAGUCAUGAGGAAGCUACAUUUCAUCUGGCAGCCAUUAAAGGAUGUUUUUGUUAACCUGAGGGUAAAAGAAAAACCAAAUCCCAACCUAUCUUUUUUGGGGAUGGGUAAGUUUGCUGAAAAUAACUAAUAUCCUACAGCCUUAAGAGGAGGGCAUGCUUUGUACUAGACCACCUGGGCCAGAACAAUUCCAGGUGUCCUUUGCACUGAAUGGAAAGUAAUUGCACUAGCAAUGAGUUUGACUCAUGAUGUGCAUUUCUUUAUGUGGUCCCAGAGCCUCUUCUGUGUUUGAAGAUGAGGUUGCAUUAUUUGGCUGACCAUUGACUGUUUCAUCCACCUGGUAAUCAGCUCACACAGCUGUUCCUUGUUCUAUUGAGUUCCAUUGAAGAGGGGACAAAAAACACACACACAAAGAAUGUAUCUACACUGCAUUGUUACAGCAGUUUGAUUCCAUUUUAAUGGCCAAGGCUCCAUCUUGUAGAAUCUUGGGAUGGGUUAUUUGCUGAAACACAGUUCUGUUAGAGAGCACUAGUCCACUCCCCUGGCUACGGUAAACUACAAAUCCCAGGAUUUCAUAGCAAGGAGCCAUGUAUUAAAGAGUCAUGGUAUCAUACUGCUAUAACUCUGUACCAUAGAUGUGCUUAAAGACACAUUGUCACUCCUGAAUGGAUUCUUAUAAAUAAGAAAAAGUGUAGCAUUAACUUGUCUUGUAUUUUCUGAGUGUGAUUAAUUUAUAUCUCCCCAUUUUCCCUUCAGGUAUGAUAUCCAUUGCUGGCAAUGGAUGGUCAGGAGCACUGCCAGUAGACUUUCAAUUAGGUCUGUCCUGUGGUUGACAGUGUCUCCUGAAAUGCUUAGCACUUCACAAACACACACACAGAGAAGCAGACCAUUUUAUAGUCCAUCAGUUCUAAAAAAUGUACUACUGAAUAAAACUCUACUUCAUGUAUGGUGUGGGCCACACCUGAUUUAUUGUUUAACAGCCUGCAACAGUAGUUAACAGAUGGGUAACUCACUGUUUAUAGUGAAUCUGAUCUGACACCCUCUCAAUGUCCAGUUCUAUACAUGUCUACUCAGCGGAAAAGCCCACUUGAAUUCAUUGGGCCUGAACUGGACUAGAUUACCUCCAAGCUUUCAUUUAAUUAAUUUUUUUUUUAUAAUUCUAAGCGAGCACAGAAUUGCAGCCUUAAUCAAUAAUGGGAUGUAGUGAAUACUGUGGCAGGGGGAAAAUUUUGCAUCCUAUAUUUCUAAACUGCUGUUCUGUCCUCUCAGAAUGAAUUGGGAAGAUGUCGAAUGCUGGUGGUGUGGCUUCUCAUUAAAAACCUUUUUGAAAACACUAAAAGCAAUUUUCCUCCAAAUAUUCCAUGAUUGAGGGAACAGUAAAAGUAGAAAAUAGGCUGCUUUUACAUUUCUUGGUAAUUUUAGUUUGUGGAGCAUCUCAUAAGGCUGAGUAAGUACUGAGUCUCCACUUUUAGUGAUGAUGGCUGAUUUCCAACGAGUAGAUGUUCAGUUUUGUUCUUUACAUUACCCUGCAAUACUGAUCUCUUAAAUUGGCUUGUAAAAGCAUGAAAGGAAAAUCUCUAAAAAUAGCAAAGUGUCAAGGGUUACAUUUUUGUGAUAUCAAAUAGCACAGCCCCAUGCUCUUUGGGUAAUUUCAUCUUAAAAAGCACCAUUAUUUGAAGGCUGGUCAGUAGUUGUUCGCUUAUUCUGAAGAAUGGCAUCUAGCCUUUACACUACUGUACUAACACCUCACAGAAAUGAGCGACAUUUCCCCAUGAUAUACCAGAACUUCUCCUUUUAUGUCAUUUUCUCGCAAUCACAUGGCAUAGCUGUAGUCUCAAGGAGCUCUAACUUUCACAAAUAAAUGCACUUUAUUUAUAUGGCGUGUGGGGAACUGAGCUGAGCCCAAUAAAUCAAUACUUUUUCUUAUAAUAUCCCCCAGCUAACCCCUUGACCAUAUCACCUUUCUUUAACACUCUAUGUGUCAGCUCCUCAAAUUUCUUCUCUUUUUGGAGGAAAAUCAACAUCAUUGCAGCCAGAUAUUUACUUCUUUCAUUUUAUGUCUGUUUCUUUCUGCAUUUUUUCAGUUCAUGUAAUGGGGAUAGUUGGAUGGGAACUACUACUGUUGUUUUAUAGCUGGGUUGCUUAAACUACAUAGCAAUGGCCACACUAUUGACAACUGUAGUCCAGUAGCUGUGCAGUGGAGGAGCCACUGGCUUCUAAAACACACUACAACAAAACGCACACAAUCCUCAGUUAAAUAUUUGCUUGUAUGUGUAUCCUCCUCAAUAAAGUUGCCUGUUUGAAUU
Messenger RNA from Sceloporus undulatus (fence lizard), 4671 nucleotides. It is a transcript of the gene TMEM229B, whose product is annotated as transmembrane protein 229B. Lineage: Eukaryota; Metazoa; Chordata; Lepidosauria; Squamata; Phrynosomatidae. The record is from RefSeq and is a predicted model, not a curated record. Bases 466 to 1026 code for a protein of 186 amino acids. The transcript is spliced from 5 exons.